AUGGAGAAACAUAAAACACAAUUUGAACAAGCUGAUUAUCAAUUAAUAUUGAAUAAAUUAAUAACAAUAUUAAACAAUGAACAAUGUGAUGAAAUUAUCAAGUAUGCUGUAAAUCAAGAUCCAGAUGAUACAGGGACAUUUGGCUUUGAUCAAAUGAUAAAUUUAAUUAAUCAGUUGACUGGUAAAGAGAAUGCGUUAACAACCCAUGAACUGGGUACAUUGGCAAGACAUUAUGGUGUUAGACCAUCCAAGGAAAUAAAUCUUGAAAUUUUGCUUGGGAUUGCACAACAAACACUUCGUAGAAAAGCAUUUGAAGAUUUCUCCAGUUUAAUGAAUGCCUGUCGCCAACAAGAUGCCGAUAAAACAGGUGAAAUGGACCGUCAUGCAAUAAGACGCAUAUGUUUAGCGCAUCACCUACCAUUACCUGAUGACAUGUUGAAUUCACUUAUGAAUUGUUUAGUCAAUCAGAAUAAUUUAAUACAAUAUGAACAAUUUAUUAAUCAAUUGAAUUGGAAAAAUUAUGAAAUUAAAGAAUUAUCUAUUCAACAAUCAUUGGAUUAUAUUGAAAAUAUGAAUAUUGAUUGGUUACCAAUAAGUAAAGGUGAUAUGCCAAAAUCAAUACAUUUAAGUAAAAAAUCAAAAAUCGAUAAAAUCAAUUAUAAACAAUUGAUUAAUGAUUUAUUUAUGAAAGAUCUAUUUCAUUCAUCAAUUGAUUAA
Messenger RNA from Schistosoma mattheei, 717 nucleotides. The record is from the annotation of a GenBank genome assembly. NCBI's taxonomy places the organism in Eukaryota, Metazoa, Platyhelminthes, Trematoda, Strigeidida, Schistosomatidae.